This is a messenger RNA of Linum trigynum, 1188 nucleotides long. The record is from the annotation of a GenBank genome assembly. Lineage: Eukaryota; Viridiplantae; Streptophyta; Magnoliopsida; Malpighiales; Linaceae.
GACAAAGCUCAGCCCACUACAGAAAAAGGUCCAAAAAGCCUAAACCAAAUCACAACUCACAGCCCAUAACCAUUUUUCUCUCCCCUUUCAGUCGUCUCGGGAAAGAUCGGGCAGUCGGCGAAUUCUAACAGAGGAAUUUUUCCCGGCGCCUAAUCCUAAAACCCUAAACCCUCUCAGACAAAUCGAGACUGCCCAAUUUCAAAACUUUCGAAAAAACUCCAUUCAUCUUCUUCCACUGAGACAUCAAUGGCUUCCUUCGGCACCAAAUUCGUCUCCAGAUCAUCCCUAUCCUCCAUAAAAUCUGCCCUCAGAUCCGCCGCUGCAAAAUCCAGAUCAACCAGCUCUACCUCAUCCUUCGCCAGCACUUCUUCUUCUGCUACUCCUAUCCGCCGCUUCUCCAUCUCCAGGAUUCCCUCGGAGUUGGGAUGCGCGGCGUCUUUGCUGCCCCUGCAUAGCGCGGUGGCGACGGCGAGGAUGACUUCAUGCUUGAGCACGACUUCGAGGAGUGGCCGUGCUCUCUCUCAGGAGCUCGGGCUGUCAGUUCCAAGGUGAUUUAAGAGGAGAAAUUCGUGAUAGGUCAUUUUGCCUUGUUAUCAGAAGCAAGGGACGAUUUGUUGCUUUUCAUGUCUAUGAAGAGUGGAGUGCGUAUAUGUAAGAUGCUGACUGCUUGAUACCUUGAGAAGCAGUUGAGAAUUUUUAUUUGAUUCGUCGGUGACACAAAUCUUGACUGAUUUACUUCUUGACACUGCAAUUUUAACUAUAGGGUUAGUGUUGAUGCAAGUUAAUUCUUCUUGUUUGAUCAUUCAUAGUUGCCCCUCGUAUUAGGAUUACCUUGUAUCCAGAAAAUAAAAAUACAGAGUUAUCAAGGCCACUCCUGCCAUAUCUUUGCACAACAAGAACUACGAGUUAUAUCGUUUCAUGCUCUUUUUGGGGUAUGUGGAAGAAUGCAAUGAAAGUGAUUUAUUUCCCCUUUUGAGGUGAGUGAGCGCCAAUGCGGUUCGAAUCGUGUUUGCAUUGAACUGAUCUUCAUUAUAAAAGCUUGUGGUUUGCAAUCGGUUUGAAUUGAAACUGCACAAUCGCAAUUGUUGUUGGUUGAAUGUCUCGAUUAGAAAGCCAGAAAACUGAUUCCACGUACCGUGACCAAUAUUGUUGUUGUUCAAAUUAGAUAAAUGAAUAUUCAUUGUGACA